GACCAGGCGCCCGUGCCCUCCCCGCGGAACGCGCAGAGGGGCGGCAGGACCCCCGGGGCUGCUUCCAGCGUGCCCCGCGCUGUCGCCGGCGGUGGCGGGAGGGAGGGCAGCGUCCGGGGACACAGGAACCGCUCCGGGCGCCACUUCUCCAGGCCCGCAGGGCGAGUGGCCGCGGCGCCUGUCCCCACUGCCCUUCCAUGCAGUGAGGCCCUCGUCUCGGCCCCAGGAAAUCCCCGCCCGCGGGAAGCUCGGAAAUGCUCAUUUCGAACCACAAAAGAACUAUGGCCUAGAAAUGUUUUUAGCUGCCCCUUGUGCAAUCAAAAGGAGGCUGUGAGCCGGCGUGGCUGGCCAAGGAGGGCGCUGCUGGGGAUGAGCCCGAAUGCGGGCGGGGCGAGAUCGGCCACUGCCGGGCGUUCUGUGGCCCGGGCACACCCGGCCCUCCGUGAUCCCUCUGCCGUGGCCACAGCUCGCCGCGGCCCCGCGGGGGACACGCACGGGGCCCGCCCGCCCCUGUGCUCGUUCCCAUCCCUCUCAGCCCCGCCUAGAGCACAGGGAAGUCUGCCUAAUUUUCUGGACACAGCGGAGAGGUGACCGACCCCCUCCGUCUCCCGCCCGCAGCCGCCGGGGCCGCCUCGGACGCGGGCCGGACGCUGGCGACGCUGCAGGUGCAGCCCAGAGGCGGCGCGUGGAUGCAGAUCUGUGGAUCCAGAGUAGCAUCUGGGAAGUCAUUCCAGGCUCUCAGCCCAGUGUUCUGGCAACAAUUUGACCCAAAGAUGGCAGCCAGGGUGCUUUGGGGCAGCCUCGGCCUGCUCCGAGUGCUGUGGUGCCUCCUUCCGCAGACAGGCUACGUCCACCCAGAUGAGUUCUUCCAGUCGCCCGAGGUCAUGGCAGAGGACAUCCUGGGUGUACAGGCCACCCGACCCUGGGAGUUUUACCCCAGCAGCUCCUGCCGCACCGUGCUCUUCCCUCUGCUGACCUCUGGCUCUACCUUCUGGCUGCUCAGGCUCUGGGAAGAGCUGGGGCUGUGGCCUGGCCUGGUGAGCGGCUACACGCUGCUCGUGGGGCCCCGGCUCCUCGUCACUGCCUUCUCCUUUGCCCUGGAUGCGGCUGUGUACCACCUGGCCCCACUGUGGGGGGCGAACCGCUGGAGCGCCCUGGUCCUGCUGUCUGGUUCCUACGUCACCCUGGUCUUCUACACAAGGACCUUCUCCAACAACAUCGAGGGACUGCUCUUCGCGUGGCUGCUGGUGCUGGUGUCCCCCCGUGUCAUACGGAGCCCUACACCCACUAAGUCUGCUCCAGGGCCAUGGUGGCACAGCUGGCUUCUUGGGGGCAUCGUGGCUGCUGGCUUCUUCAACCGCCCCACCUUUCUGGCCUUUGCUCUGGUCCCCCUCUUCCUCUGGGGCAUUCAUGGAACCACAAACCCUGGUUUCAAGUCCUUGGCCCGAGAAGCCUUGUCACUCCUCCCGGGGGCAGCCUUUGUAGCAGCGGUGUUUGUAGCCAUGGACAGCUGGUACUUCUCCAGCCCCUCUAGGUCCAGUCCCCUUGUCCUCACCCCCGUCAACUUCUUACACUACAACCUCAAUCCCCAAAACCUGGCACGGCAUGGCACACACGCACGGCUCACUCACCUGGCAGUCAAUGGCUUUCUGCUCUUUGGGGUGCUGCAUGCCCAGGCCUUGCAGGCUGCGUGGCAACAGCUCCGAGUCUGCCUCCAGGCCUUUGCACGCACAGGCUUCCGGAGGGCACCGGGUGCCUGGAGCCUUCGGUCCAGCCCCAGGUCUUACCUCCUUCUCCUCUACUUCAUGCCCCUGGCCUUGCUGUCUGCCUUUAGCCACCAGGAGGCGCGGUUCCUAAUCCCCCUCCUGGUCCCCAUAGUCCUGCUCUGCAGCCCACAGACUCGCCCUGUGCCCUGGAAGGGCACCCUGUUUCUCUUCAAUGUCCUAGGUGCCUUCUUCUUCGGCUGCCUGCAUCAGGGGGGCCUGCUGCCAGGCCUGGAGUACUUGGAGCGGGUGGUCCACACGCCUGUGCUCCCAAGCAUGCCUACCCACUACACACUACUCUUCACCCACACCUACAUGCCCCCCCGGCACCUCCUCCACCUCCCAGGCCUAGGGUCACCUGUGGAGGUGGUGGACAUGGGUGGGACCGAGGACUGGGUUCUGUGCCAAGCCCUGAAAAGCUUCACCAGACAACCAGCCUGCCAAGUGGCUGGUGGGCCGUGGCUCUGCCGCCUCUUUGUGGUGACCCCUGGCACCACCAGGCGUGCUGUGGAAAGGUGCAGGUUCCACCUCAAGAAUGAGACACUUGUGUUUCCCCAUUUGACCCUGGAGGACCCCCCAGCCCUGUCCUCCCUGCUGAGUGGGGCUUGGAGGGACCACCUCAGUCUUCACAUCAUGGAGCUGGGGGCUGAAACCUGACAGUAUGACAGACCAGCCACUGCCCAAGAUUUAGCCAUGGAACGUGCCACUCCACCUUCUACUUGGGUAGCUGGGCCGGGACACAAGGCUCUGGCUCACCUUCAGGAUUCCCGUUGUGGCCUUUCCUGAGCACAGCUGUUGGCUGUCCUGCUUUCUGGGUGAGCUGGCACCUUCCCUCAGAGACUAAAGACCUGACCUGUCACAGUCCUGAUGCCAAGGUCCCCAAAGAAGCCUGGUGUAACCAAUGGCAACUGAUGUCUGUUCCUGCCCUAUGUCUUUCAGCCACUGUGAUGUUUUAAAUAUAUAACAGCAUCUGGUUGUGAAAAAAGACAACAAACUGCUAAUGACAUUCCUGAAUGACCUCUCCCAAA
Microcebus murinus (gray mouse lemur) is the source of this 2791-nucleotide messenger RNA. It is a transcript of the gene PIGZ, whose product is annotated as phosphatidylinositol glycan anchor biosynthesis class Z (Gwada blood group). Gene Ontology annotation, molecular function: alpha-1,2-mannosyltransferase activity. The record is from RefSeq and is a predicted model, not a curated record. Gene Ontology annotation, biological process: GPI anchor biosynthetic process. NCBI's taxonomy places the organism in Eukaryota, Metazoa, Chordata, Mammalia, Primates, Cheirogaleidae. Gene Ontology annotation, cellular component: endoplasmic reticulum membrane.